This is a messenger RNA of Scleropages formosus (Asian bonytongue), 2708 nucleotides long. RefSeq names its product beta-galactoside alpha-2,6-sialyltransferase 2-like. The record is from RefSeq and is a predicted model, not a curated record. Bases 169 to 1575 code for a protein of 468 amino acids. Gene Ontology annotation, biological process: sialylation. Lineage: Eukaryota; Metazoa; Chordata; Actinopteri; Osteoglossiformes; Osteoglossidae. The transcript is spliced from 6 exons. Gene Ontology annotation, molecular function: beta-galactoside alpha-2,6-sialyltransferase activity. Gene Ontology annotation, cellular component: Golgi apparatus.
GACACUGUGCGCUCGGAAAGACGCACAGAGAGUCUCUCUCUCUCUCUCCCACACAGAGACACAGGGUGGGCUACUCAUGUCCGGCGGAUUGCACGCGACACACGGACAGCAGGCUUUGCGCUAACCUUCAUCUCCAAGUGACACUGGUGCCAAAUAGCUUCUCCCACCAUGAACUCCUGUAUGAGCCAUUUGAAACAGGUGGCAGUAUAUGGGAUGAUCGCCUGGAUUCUCUUGUUCCUAUUGGUCUUCACGUACAUCAUGCAAUCACAAAGAGAUAAUAGCCAGUCUUUGAAUUUCUACAAAGAGACUCACCACCUUACCCCCGUGAAGGGCAGCGGUGUUAUUAUGGCUUCAGAGCAGGACAUCGCUCUCCUAAAGCAGGACCUCAAUCUAAGGAAUGCAGAAGAAAAUAAGGAAAGUUACCUAACUGAGGAGUACAGAAGGCAGGGUGUUACCACAGAGGGACAUUCUCCCACUCUAUUGAGGAGCAAAGUGAGAGACUCGCAGCCUUUGGAGUCAAAGUGGGAGGGAGAUGCCCAGGGGUCUGCAGGUCAGCAGCACAGCCAGUCAAAGCUGCAGUACAGAGGGAUGAGUUACUUCUCGAGGAAUAGGUUACUGAUGAGUAGCUUGUGGAAGGGCAGCGCAUCGCAACAUAUGUUAAGUUCACGGCUGCAGAGAGUGAUUCACUCAUACAAGAAUUUGAACAAGCAUGGUGUGGUCUACACAAGGAAACGCUCGAGUAAGCUGAGUGGGCAGGAGCUGCACUGUGAAUUGAAGAAGCGCGUUCAUGUCCGGACACUGAACGGGAGCGAAGCACCCUUCUCCAGACUUGGUUGGAAGGAGCUGGUGCCACAGAGACCUCUUGAUCAGCUCUUUGAUCCAAAAUUAAAAACUUGUGCCGUGGUCGCCUCCGCUGGGGCUAUCCUGCGCUCUUCUCUGGGAAUGGAGAUAGAUAACCAUGACACCGUGCUCCGCUUCAAUGCAGCACCCACAGAACGAUACGAGAAGGACGUCGGCACUAAAACCACCAUCCGCAUCAUUAACUCCCAGAUCUUGGCCAGCUCCACCCACUGGUUCAACACCAGCAGUCUGUAUAAAGAUGUAGCGCUGGUGGCAUGGGAUCCAGCACCAUACGCUGUAAACCUGGAGACGUGGUAUACAAAUCCGGAUUACAACUUGUUUGGGCCAUAUAAAGAGCACCGCAAGAGUCAUGCUGAGCAGCCCUUCUACAUACUCCACCCCAGCUUCAUCUGGGAGCUGUGGGACAUCAUACAAGGUAACACAGAUGAGGACAUCCAGCCGGAUCCUCCUUCAUCUGGCUUCAUUGGCAUUAUCCUGAUGAUGAUUCUGUGCAAGGAAGUCCAUGUAUACGAGUACAUUCCCUCAGUGAGGCAGACGGACCUCUGCCACUACUAUGAACAAUACCGUGACGACGCAUGCACCCUUGGGGCCUAUCACCCUUUGCUGUACGAGAAGAUGCUGAUCCAGCGCCUGAAUAUCGGCUCAGAGGAUGACCUCAGGACAAAGGGCAAAGCCACGUUGCCUGGGUUCAGCACAAUGGACUGUGGGGCCUGACCAAGGCGUGUAGAAUCUGAAGAGUUCAGACCGCGGUAGAAAAACCACUCCUGUGUCCUUAAAGACACAUUGUGUAGCAGAAGAAUCUGAAACCUAAACCUCAUCCCACCCUUUACAAACAAUAUUUUGGACAAAAAAAUCUAAUAGGAUUUAAUCAAUUCAUGUGCAAAUCUAAAGAAACACUAAUAGAGAAAAUAAGAGAUCAGUGGCUAUAAGACUGGUAUGAAGACGUUUGACGUCUGCUUUGGAAGUGAACUUUUAAACCUCUGCGAAGGGGCCUUUUUAAUCCCAGGUGUCCUUUUUUUGUGUAAGUGGACUUAGGAAUGGGAUUUUUUGUGUAGGGGUUAGGGAUGACAAGGUAUGGUAAACUGUAUGGAUGCAGUCUUUACAUAAACAUUUUAGUAUGUAGUGGUGAUUUACCAGAUACAGUAGCAUGUGUCCAGGUUUGUGGUGCAAGAACAUCGUGGCUCUUUUAAACACAAGGAUGGUCAUGCCUUACUUCUACAGCCUUUAAAAACUGGUACCUGGGAGGCCUUGUGGAUUUUAAGCAUUUCUCUUGCUAAGUAUUAAAAAUCCUGCUCGCAAGCUCUCAAAACCUAAUUAGUAAGUUACACAGUGAUUGGAACUGGAUUUGAAACAAGAUGUCUGCAAAAGCGCAUGCAGUUCUCAGAAUAGAGAUUCAUGUAUAUAUUGAUUACGAGUUUACUUUUGAACCAGAACAUUUUAGACUACAGGUUCCUGGUUCAAGCACCAUUGCUUUAGUAAAAUAAUGAUUUUACUACCAAAUGAUUUUUUUCAUACUCAGUUAACAAUUAGUAAUUGUAUUUUACAAUAUAAAAAACAUGCAGCAGUGGUUUUGAAACAUUGCAGAGAAACAAUAAGUAAAUUACUAUUAUGCAGUUUUAGCUUGUAAACACAUAUGUAUUCAGAAUAACAUUUUAUAUUUCUGCAAUGAACUGGCACCCCAUCCAGGGUCGAGAUUGCUUAAAGUCCUAUGCUUCCAGGACAGGCCUUGGACCACAGCACCCCGGUUUUAGGGGGGAGAAGGAAAAAAUGCAAAUUAGCUGCAUUUACAAUUCAUUGGUUGUUUACCUUUAAAUUAACACACACACACACACACACACACACACACA